Fimicolochytrium jonesii is the source of this 1878-nucleotide messenger RNA. RefSeq names its product MFS general substrate transporter. Gene Ontology annotation, cellular component: fungal-type vacuole membrane. The coding region runs from base 132 to 1571 and encodes 479 amino acids. Gene Ontology annotation, biological process: transmembrane transport. The transcript is spliced from 6 exons. NCBI's taxonomy places the organism in Eukaryota, Fungi, Chytridiomycota, Chytridiomycetes, Spizellomycetales, Powellomycetaceae. Gene Ontology annotation, molecular function: transmembrane transporter activity. The record is from RefSeq and is a predicted model, not a curated record.
CCAUUUUCCGUGGUGGUUAUCUGCCAUCCACAUCAUUGUACCUCUGCCUGAGGCGUCGCCGAUGAUGGCAACUUGUAGCGAUGGCUCAAUAGUUGAAGCGAGCGAGCGAGCCAGAGAGGGGCCCCCCCUUUAUGGUAUCUCAUUAUUCCAUCGAAACUUUCCCGACCCCCUGCGAUCCAUCGCUGUUGCCCACACCGCAAAGCGGCGAAAACCACGACCUUACAAGCAAAUCCGCCGAGAAAAGCCCCUCCUGGGAAAUCGAACAAACCACCCAUGUUACCGCCGUCGAUGAACAACCCGACGGCGGCCUGCGCGGCUGGCUUACCGUCUUUGGCUCCUGGCUCUUUCAGUUCUGCAUGGUCGGCGCGGUAACCUCUUUCGGCGCCUACCAGGAUUUCUACAGCGAACGCUUUCUCUCCAAUGUCGCGCCGUCGGCUAUUAGCUGGAUUGGGACGAUUCAGUUGUUUUUGGAGUACUUUCUGGGGCUUUCUGUGGGGCGGUUGCUCGAUGCUGGCCAUUUCAGAAAGACCGUUUUGUUUGGCACCGUGGUCUCUGUCGUGAGCAUAUUUGCGCUCUCAUUCUGCCAACAGGGUCAAUAUUACCAAGUGCUCCUCAGCCAAGGUCUCGGCAUGGGAGCUGGACUCGGGAUUGCCUUUUUGCCCACAUCUGGGGUCAUUUCCUAUCAUUUCACAAAACGGAAGGCGUUGGCCAUGGGGAUCGCAACGACUGGAACCUCUCUCGGCGGCUUCGUCUUCUCCGUCCUUCUCAACCGCUUUUUCCAAAUGGAUGGCGUCGGGUUCGCCUGGGGCGUUCGUAUCAUCGGGUUCAUCGUCGCACUUGGACUGGCAGUGGCCAACAUCGUCAUCGACCCCAACCCGCGCAAGCCAGCAAAAACGUCGGAAAUUUCUGUUGACAAGAAUGAGAAACCCAGCGAACCGACAUCGCCGCCUCUCCCCAUCUCCGCCCUCCUCCGCGACCCUGCCUACGUUCUCUGCAUCUCGUCGGGCUUCAUCGUCUGUCUCGGUCUCUACUACCCCAUGUUCUACAUCCAAACUUUUGCGCGGCAGCAUGGUAUCAGCGAAAGUUUGAUCUCAUAUACCCUGGCGACCAUCAACCUUUCGGGAAUCCUCGGACGAACGAUGCCCAACUAUUUGGCGGACAGGGUUGGAGGAGGGUACGGCGCGUUGAAGGUGUAUGUGCCGUGUACGCUUGCGGCGGGCGUGCUGGUUUUUGUGAUGUUGGCGUGCACGCAGCCGGCGUCGUUGGUGGUGUUUUGUAUCCUGUAUGGGUUCUUCUCGGGGUCAAUUGUGUCGCUGUACUUCCCCACCGUAGUCUCCCUCGAUCCAAACGUGACGUCUACUGGAGUCCGUCUCGGCCUAGCCUGUAUGCCUGUAGGUCUCGCAUCCCUAGUCGGGUCACCGAUUACCGCCACCAUCGUCGGGGACGUAGACUUUCAAUGGGCUCGGGGAGAGAUAUUCGCCGGUGGCUGCGAGAUCAUCAGCGCCAUCUUUCUGUUCUUGUGCUUACGGAUCAAGUUGAGGAGAGAGCGGAUGCGGGAGGUAAUGCAGUAAAAUGGGGUCCUGUGGGAUGCCAACACUUUUUGCCGGCAUUGUAGAUAGUCCUUUUUCACUCGAUUUAGACGUAGGUCACCGCUGUAGUUCUCUUCUCAUCCAAACGUUCUUGAUCCGUACAUGCGAACGGCAGCUCGCGAAAAGCGUCAACUGAAAAAAGCGACAGCGCGAAACGCGUUAGCUAAGCCAUGACUUGGCCCACUGACAGCACUUUUCCACCUCCGAUCAUCGGGGCUGCCGGACAUCGGACCGAGGAAAAAAGUGGACGGUCUCCGCCAGAAACUUGAAAACUUAACCAUAACCUUAC